ACUGUCCUUUUUGUCAACUUGAACGAGUGUUUUUCUUUUUCAUAUCAGGUCAUUGCGUCUGUGAAUCCUAAAUUCGACGCCGUCUUUUGAAUAACCACUUUUUUUGGUCGCUGGAAGCUGCUGGACCACAGUCUCGCUGUGUGUGUAACCCGGAGGAGGACGUGUUUGAGGCUUGACAGAUAUUGUUGUUGCAUCUUUACGUUCCCGCUUUGAGAAGGAACCAUGUCGGAUAUCAUUCUGGUUCUCCUGGUACUCGUUCUGCUGGUGUGUUUGCUCGUGACAGUGGGUGGCUUCGUGCUGUACUCGGGGCUACUGUGUGACGUGAUUAUAAAGACUGGGCCACCACCUGUCAAAAAUGUGACCAUUGCUUAUAAGUUCAGAGAAGGAUCAUACAAGGACUGCGGAGCAGCGUACACGGAGAGCUGCAGCAUUGGGCCGAAGCUGAGCACCGUCGGUGUCUUCUACGAUGACCCCAAACAGAGGCCAGCAGAGAAAUGUCGCUACGUGGUGGGCAGUGUCCUGUGUGAGGGUGAAGAGAAACCAGAUGAAGAACUUCAGAAGAUGUACGAGAAGUUUGGCUUCAAGGUGUUUUCUCUGCCUGAAGUGAGCCACGCUGUGACCACCAGCUUCACCUGCACCACCCCUCUGUCUCACGUGGUGGGACCUUACAGGGUCUACCCCAGGCUCGCUUCCUACAUCGAGGAGAGGAAGCUGUGUGCAUUCCCCACUAUUGAGAUCUGUAGCUCAGAUGUCAUCAACUACAUGGUUCCACUGUCUCGCCAGACAGACUUCUUUGUUCCAGAGAUGAAGGAGGAGGUUAAAACAGAUGCUAAAGAAGAGGACUCUGAUGAGGACAGAGGAACUGACAUUACAGGUGCAGACUCCCACAGUGACGUGAGCUCAGUGAGCGGCGGUGCUCCCUGGGACAGCAGAGAGACGUCCCUGGCUGCUUCCACAGCCGCCUCCCUGGCAUCGUCCCUGCCUCUGAGGGACGUAAUGGAUGCAAAUGAAGACGUUAAGCAUAGGGACAGCGAGAGAGGCUCGAACGGGUCCAUGGGCAGCGGCUCGUCCUUUGAAGAGCUUGACAUGGAUCAGCAGGAGCAGGAGGCGGGAGAAGAGAGGGAGGAGAAUGGAGAUGGAGAUGAGGCGGAGGUCCCUGAGGGUGAAGAUGCAGCUCGAGAAGCAGUUGAACUGGUGGCUGAGAAGAAGAAGCCUGUGGGGGAUGGAGAUGAGGAGGGUUGAUGCCGAAGAGAUAAGAGAUGAGGCCAUGUAACACUGGCAUGCUCAGCUGUUACUGGUUAUCUGUCAUGUAAUCUUGUUGGUGGUUCUAAAGCUCUUCAUGCCAUGACCACCAUGCGGUAUUUCUGCGCCUUUUAAUUAUUUUCUUCUACUUUUCUUAAAGCGUGUACUUUGUGUGAUACUUUUUUUUGUUUUUUAAGUUCCCGAUUCUAUAUUUACACUGUGUCCGGAUUGGACAACACACAGCCCCAUUUGGUUGAGUCUUCUUGAGUAAACCACGUUCUCUGCACAUGAGAAUGAGAGCCGAGAUUCGUUCAACUCUAUAUUUAAUUUAAAACUGAAAUCCUGUGUGAAUCUCCGCCAUUCCUGUUCAGAUUAGAGGUGACACUUCAGUUUAAGAUAUACUUUAAUAGAAGGACACUGACGCCAGAUAACUUGGAUCAUAAUAUAUCAUCAUUUUUGCCUGUGUGUGAAAGUUGAUAUUGUACCCCACUUUCAAGGUUAUGUUUGAGGAUUUUUAUGUAACGUGUUGGUGUCUUGAUAUUCCGUAAUGAUGGAGUGAAAAUGUGCAGGAGCUAAUGCCGUAGACAUUUUAUGGACCUAUUGAAGUGUGUUACUCUUUCUAAUUUUUUCUCCACUCUGAACAAUAGAGAUCCCACAGGUGGAAACUGAGGCAGAAGAAACACACAGUAAAGUAACUUCACAGUAGACUCCAAGUCGCCGAUGGAAUUCAAAAUACAAUUCAAAGGUGUAAACCUUUCCCCUUGGAUAGUGCAGUGGACAGAACGUUAUUCUCUCACUGUGCUCAGAUAAUUACUUUAUUUUUUAAUGUAAUGUUCUCCUCUCUAGUCGGUUUGUUGAACAACUCUACAGUUCUGUUUGUCGGAAAAAUUCCCUCUCUUCCAGAGCCUAGUUGUGAUAUGUUUGUAGAUUGUCGGUAAUGUGAGACAUUGGAAGUGAUACAGUGCAUUGCCAUUUUGGUGUCUUUAUAUCUGUAUUAGAGGUUUCAAAUGAAAAGUAAAGUGGACAGGAAGAAAUUGUGCUUCGAUUUUGUUGCACACAAAUAUCAUAAAAUUCUUAUUCGA
This is a messenger RNA of Pseudoliparis swirei, 2324 nucleotides long. It is a transcript of the gene tex264a, whose product is annotated as testis expressed 264, ER-phagy receptor a. The record is from RefSeq and is a predicted model, not a curated record. Gene Ontology annotation, cellular component: nucleus; autophagosome membrane; endoplasmic reticulum membrane. Gene Ontology annotation, biological process: protein-DNA covalent cross-linking repair; reticulophagy. The transcript is spliced from 4 exons. NCBI's taxonomy places the organism in Eukaryota, Metazoa, Chordata, Actinopteri, Perciformes, Liparidae. The coding region runs from base 223 to 1242 and encodes 339 amino acids.